This is a messenger RNA of Gadus morhua (Atlantic cod), 2874 nucleotides long. RefSeq names its product drebrin-like protein A. Gene Ontology annotation, cellular component: lamellipodium; dendrite; postsynaptic density. NCBI's taxonomy places the organism in Eukaryota, Metazoa, Chordata, Actinopteri, Gadiformes, Gadidae. The coding region runs from base 301 to 2367 and encodes 688 amino acids. Gene Ontology annotation, biological process: regulation of actin filament polymerization; positive regulation of axon extension; neuron projection morphogenesis. The record is from RefSeq and is a predicted model, not a curated record. The transcript has 21 exons. Gene Ontology annotation, molecular function: actin filament binding.
AAAAACUAACAAGCCUAUCACAAUAAACUCUUGAUGCAAAGACUGCCUUCAUUGUGUUGCUUCCUUGAAAUUAACAUCGCUUCACUUUUUGCCUGAAUGACUAUUUCACAUCACUUUUCACAUCACUUUUUUUUUUACAAUCUGUGCUUUGGUUGCUCCCAAGAUAUAUCCUACUUUUUUGGUUGAACUUGUUAUUCAGGGUUUUUUGUUCACACGGAGGAAUGGUAAUAGUACAUAGUACAGACGCGGUAAUUCGGUUGGAAGUGUUAAUACGAGUUGAAAAGGUGAAGGAGGAACAUCAUGGCAGCUAAUCUGAGUAAGAAUGGAGUUACUCUCAUGGCGGCGUAUAAGGACGUAGUGGAUAGAAGGUCACACACAAACUGGGCUGUGUUUACAUAUGAAGGCGACAGCAGCAUCGUUCGCCUUGCAGGAAAAGGAGAAGGGGGGUUGGAGGAGAUGGUGGAAGAGCUGAGCAGUGGGAAAGUGAUGUAUGCGUUCUGCUGCGUUAAGGAUCCCAACUCUGGACUCCCCAAAUAUGUUCUCAUCAACUGGACAGGGGAAGGCGUGAAGGAUUGUCGUAAGGGUGUAUACGCAAACCAUGUUACCUCCCUGGCCAACUUCCUCAAGGGGGCUCAUGUGACCAUCAAUGCCCGUGCGGAGGAAGACGUCGAACCGGCAACCGUCUUGGCCAAAGUGGCCAGAGCAUCAGGAGUCAACUUUAACUUCCACAUGAAAACUGCAGAACAUAGUCAUGAACCUAGUGGACCUGUGGGUUCUGUAUACAAGAAGACCAACGCCAAAGAUGAGAUUCAGAGCACUGCCAAAGAACGUUUCUGGGGCCAAACUCAGAGGGACGAGAAGGUGCCUCCCAAGGUGGACGGUAAAAGAGUGGAGGAGGAGACGUGGAGGGUGGAGCGAGAGAAGAGAGAAAGGGGGGAGAAAGAAAAGAGCCCUUCGAUUAUUUGGAAUAGGAGUUUUCAGAAGAUAAUAGAGGCGGAAAAAGGAAAUAUGGUGCAACAGAAGACGCAGGUUUCUGUUUACAAGAAAAUCAACACCAGAGAUGAGAUUCAGAAAACUAACAAAGAUCACUUCUGGGCUCAAACUCAGAAGGAGGAGGAAGAACGUAGAAAGGAGUCCAGUAAGAGGGUGGAGGAGGAGAAGCAGAGGGUGGAGCGAGAGAAGAGAGCACUAGAAGAGAGACAAGCUAAAGGAAGAGGAAAAGGAGGCAAUGAAAAGAAGGCCUCCAUUAUUCAGAAUAGGAGUUUUCAGAUGAUACUAGAAAUAGAAAAAAGGGAUAAAGAGCAACAUAAAAUGUUACAUCAGGUUCCCUCUUACAAGAAAAUCAACGCCAGAGAUGAGAUUCAGAAGACUGACAAAGAUCACUUCUGGGCCCAAACUCAGAAGGCGGAGGAGGAACAUAGGAAGGAGUCCAGAAAGCGGGUGGAGGAGGAGAAGCAGAGGAUAGAGCGAGAGAAGAGAGAACUAGAAGAAGGACAAGCCAAAGAAAGAGAAAAAAGAGACAAAGAAAAUAGGGCCUUGAUUGUUCAGAAUAGUUUUCAGAAGAAACAAGAAAUGGAAAGAAUUGAUAAAACGCAACAGAAGAUCCACACAAAGUACGAGGAACUGAGGCCCAACAAAACCUACCAGAACAAUGGGAUCCAGACUGCCGAAUCAGUACAGAAAGCCAACGAAGCCAAAUUGUUGAUAUCCCAGAGGUCCUUUAACCCAAGAGACGUGUUUAAGCAGCAAAACCAGCAGAGUCCCGUCGUCAACAAUGGAGCACCCCUCACUCCACAACCAGGGAAACUGCGCAGCCCCUUUCUCUCCCAGGACUCAAGCGACGGCGGAGCUGCGGGCCCUGAACCGAAGCGUCGUCCCUCGCCCUCCCCUGCUCCGGUGGUACGCAAGGCUCCUAGCUCGUCCGCCUCGUCGACCAUCUCAGCGGGCCGCGGAGAGAUCGCCGCCUCGCCCGUUAGAUCGGACCCACCCAUGGAGUCUCCCUCCAGUGCCCUCUACGAGAAUGACCUCCCACCUGGUCAGCCCACAAACAAUGCUUCCUCAGAGGACGAAUGGUCGGAUGAAUUUGAAGACGACGAUGACUACGAUGUACUUGAGGGAGCUUAUAAGAAAGAAGAGCCGUUGUAUGAGGACCUUUACGAAGAGGUUCCAAACUUGACGGUUGAAGACCAAACGCUAAAGGCGAAAGCUCUUUACAACUACCAAGCUGUGAAUGACACAGAAAUCUCCUUUAACCCCCAUGACCUCAUCACCGGGAUCGAGAAGGUGGACAGGGGAUGGUGGAGAGGAUACGCUCCUAAUGGACAUUAUGGGCUGUUCCCCGCUAACUACGUGGAGCUUCUCCUCUAGGCACCUGGCCAAUGUAAUGCUCAUGUCUCUCGUCCGUUAAAGUCAGCUUUAAAUGAAUUACAAUGCAGCUGUUGGCAACAUCUGAGGAUCUGAAGUUAUCUAGAAAAUAAUCCAAUAUUUUAAUUAUUAUUAGGUUCUGAGUUUGAUCCCCAAUGUCUACCUGCAUGAAGCCAAACCACAUGUCUCUGAAAUAGUGAAACACAAUGGAUUGGUUCCAUGCGAAAAGAGCAUAGGAUGCAUUUGCUUCCUGAGUAGUUAAUAGUAUUGGCCCUCUUGUAAGGCUGCUACCCUAGUAACCUACUCUGGCUGAACAUCCCUGGCUGAAAGACGACUGCAUGGGCCAUGGCCCCAAUUUAUUUUCAUGGCCUACGUUUAACCUUUUCUUAUCAUUCAAAAUAAGUUAUUAACCAAUGAGUAUCUGAAGAGUAGGAGCCUAAUUGUACUAUUGCAUUAACAACAAUUUGGAAAUUAAAUGAUUGAUGACUAUUUUUGUCAUUCAACCAAUUA